This is a messenger RNA of Lotus japonicus, 1454 nucleotides long. RefSeq lists its product as uncharacterized. The transcript is spliced from 2 exons. Gene Ontology annotation, biological process: microtubule-based process. Gene Ontology annotation, molecular function: dynein intermediate chain binding; dynein light intermediate chain binding. Bases 477 to 1295 code for a protein of 272 amino acids. Lineage: Eukaryota; Viridiplantae; Streptophyta; Magnoliopsida; Fabales; Fabaceae. The record is from RefSeq and is a predicted model, not a curated record. Gene Ontology annotation, cellular component: dynein complex.
UCAUGCUUGUUGCUAAAGACAUGGGGAAAAAUGUAGAAACUACAAAGUGGCAGAUACAAGAUAGUGACCAUUUUAUGGGGGUACCCAACAAAUAGACGGUGGCAAGGGUAGGGGUCCGUGUAUGCUGGCUGUCUAGAGGCAUGCCACUGGGGGACAAAAAUGCCCCAGAGACUAAUCAUUAUUCGAUUUUGAAGCAUCAGACCAAUAUAUAUCAAAUCUUAUAGGUGAAAUAUAUUAACACUCUCAUUUGUUAUUACAUCCUUGAUCACAGGCACAAACACAUGGGUUUCCCUUUACAAAUAUGUCAACUUCUUCUCAAUAAGCAUUAUUAUAAUAAUUGCUCGAGAUUCCAAAACAUACCCUGUCAAACAUUUAUAUAUGUAUGUAUUUGCAUUUCUCAAUGCCUCAUUAGUAGUUUCCAUGUGGUGGUUCUAGUAAUUGUUGUUCAUUGAUUCUCUAAAGAGUGUGCCUCAGAAAUGGCUAACCAAGACAAGAGAGGGUUCAUGUACAUUUACAAAGUUGGCAUUGGAAAUGGAAACCAGAGAAACAAAGAGCUAGAGCAUGCUGUGGAGAAGGAAAAGAAAUCGAAGUCGCGAAGCUGGUUGCAAAGGAUAAGAAAUCCGACUCGAACAUUGAAUAAUGUUGAAAAGAGUGGCAACAGAAACUUGGAAGUUGGAGGAUUUGUUGAGGCGAGGAAAUCAACAUCUUGCUUAGAGUUAGGAUUAAGAGGAGGAUUUGUGGAGGGAAGAAAGUCAGUGUCAAGCAUGAUAGAGGCAUCAUCAUCACCAGCUGUAAAAGGGAUCAUAGUUGAGGUAGGAAGAAAAUCAGUGUCAAGCAUGAUAGAGGCAUCAUCUUCACCAGCUGUAAAAGGGAUCAUAGUUGAGGAAGGAAGAAAAUCAGUGUCUCACAUUGAAACAAAGUAUGCUGCAGCAGAAAAAGCAAGAGGAGGAUUUGAUGAGGGAAGAAAAUCAGUGUCUCAAAUUGAAACAUUUUCCUCUGUGGCUGCAUAUCUUCAGGUGAAGGUUUUGGUCUCAGACAUGCCAAGCUUCAUGCAAGUGCACGCCUUUCGUUGCGCUAGAAGGACACAUGAUAGCCAGGAAAAGUUUAGCAGCAAACACAUAGCUCAUAACAUAAAGAAGGAGUUUGAUAAAGCCUAUGGUCCGGUUUGGCAUUGCAUUGUAGGCUCAGGUUUUGGUUCUUUUGUGACACAUUCAAGGGGGUGUUUUCUUUAUUUUUCAAUGGAAAAUCUAUACAUUCUACUGUUCAAGACCAAAGUUAAGAAGGCGGUGGAUUGAGGUACAUAAUAUAUAUUAUCAUAUAUAGAGAGAUAUAGCAACGACUUUUCAUGCUGGCAAAGUUUGUAUUCAGAUGUUUGUUUGUACAUGAAAAUUUAAAUAUAAUCAAAGUUUCAUUCAUACAAAUUGAUUCUCUUUUGGUUUUGCUUCCUUGUUUUU